Messenger RNA from Centropristis striata (black sea bass), 1302 nucleotides. RefSeq names its product LIM and SH3 domain protein 1-like. The record is from RefSeq and is a predicted model, not a curated record. Bases 239 to 925 code for a protein of 228 amino acids. NCBI's taxonomy places the organism in Eukaryota, Metazoa, Chordata, Actinopteri, Perciformes, Serranidae. Gene Ontology annotation, molecular function: actin filament binding. Gene Ontology annotation, cellular component: focal adhesion. The transcript has 7 exons.
ACUGAACAGGUGAAAUUUCCUACAUCCGACGGUUUAUGAAGGCACCGUGAAGGCACCGCCUCGCCUUGAGGUUGCGUCCGUAUAUUAAUUGAAAUGCCUGCAGGCCGAGAAGAGGAGGACGCUUCGAGUCCCAGCUGCUCAUCACAGCCUGUACUUCACUUCUGAACACUUUUUUUAAAUUUUUUAUAUCGGUGAAUUGUUUUUCUUUUCUAGUUUUGUGAGGAUUCCCAGCGCCAUCAUGAAUCCGCCCUGUGGAAGAUGCAAUAAACCAGUUUACCCCACAGAAAAAAUAAAUUGCCUUGAUAAGUAUUGGCACAAAGGUUGUUUCAGCUGUGAGGUGUGCAAGAUGGCGCUGAGCAUGACGACCUACAAAGGCUUUGAGAAGAAACCUUACUGCAGUAUGCAUUACCCCAAAACCUCCUUCACCAUCGUGACCGACACCCCCGAGAACCUGCGUCUCAAACAGCAGACCAUGCUCAACAGCCAGGCUCUCUACAAGGAGGACUUUGAGAAGAGCAAGGGGAAAGGGUUCAGCGUGGUGGCCGACACUCCGGAGAUGCAGAGACUGAAGAAGACACAAGACCAGAUCAGUAACAUAAAAUACCACGAAGAAUUUGAGAAGAGCAGGAUCCGAAGUGAUGCACCUCCUCCUGAGAACAGACAGGAUGAGGAGCAGCCGUCCAACCCUGAGAGGUUCAGUCAGCCGGCGGUACAGCCGCGUCCUGCUGCUGUAGCUCCUCCUAGUGGAGUGAAACGUUACCAGGCGAUCUACAGCUACACGGCAGCAGAAGCAGACGAGGUGUCUCUGCAGGAGGGCGACCUGCUGCUGGACGUGGAGCCCAUCGACGAAGGCUGGAUGUUCGGCUGCAACCAGCGCACGGGGCAGCGAGGCAUGCUGCCCGCCAACUACGUCAGACCCGUCUGAGACACGAGGAGGUUCACCUGUGAACCUGCCGUCACCACCAACAAUCAGGCAUAAAAAUACAAACACUCCCCCCACUGAUACCGACAUGAGGUUAGUCAGAGAGAAGUUUCACUUUAGGGAAGAACAGAUACUGAAGGUGGAAGUCUAACAAAAUAAAGGAAGUGAGAGGAAAGGAGAGGAUUCAAUUCACAAAAAAGGAAGAAGUUAUUUUAAAUUAACCAGUUUAAAUAAACCAAAUCUCUCAGGUAACAUUUACCUUUUUAUGUCCCUCUGCAGAAACUGAUGCAUGCAAGUGUCAAAGUUAUUUUCUAAAAGUCUUAUAACAAAUGUUUGAAAAUCAUCAUUUAAGCUGACUUGAUUAAAAGUGGAAUAUUUAA